UUUGUCAAUGUGAAGUUGAUGUUUGCAGUUUAUAAACAAUGCUAAAAUGUUAAUAAUUUUGAGAAUAUUGUGUUAAUUAUUUUAGAUUGAUUUUAGUUUUUAUUUGAUAUUCUUUUGAACAGUUAUAGAGGGUGGCUCUUAGUAACAAAACUAAAAUGCACGAAGAAACAGCUGUUUUAGUGAAUAUCAGUGAGAUGAUUGAUCUCGCAAUCGGCACUCCCGAAAUUGGAGUUGUGGAUUUCGGUAUGCUUCAAACAGUGUUGCACUGCCUCGCGCAACAGAUGCGAGUGCUUGGCAAGAACGUCGAACUGCGCGGUAGCGUCGCAGCCCUGCCCGUUGGCCGGGAGAACGCCCAGACCAUAGCAGUCACUGAGUACAUCGUUGACACGGAAGAAUCAGAUCAUACAAAGAGGGAGGAGCUACCCCAACCACCACAAGCUUCUAAAACGGAGAAAGAAACUAUAUUAGUUGUGGAACGACGGAAGAGAUCAGAAUCACCAGUGCUGACAAGUCCAACCCGUACGCGAUCACCUCCAUCGCCACAGCCACUGCCCGCCCGGGGCUUGACAUCAACCGAGAAACUGUCCUUGGUCACGAUAAGCAGGUUCAACGUCCUGGAAAACACAGUUGAAGAUCUCAAGAGUCGUGUCUACGGGAGUAUGCCCAAAAACCACGAAAUUCUGGAGGAAGUCAGAUCGCAAACUAACCUGAAAGCCAUAACCGAUAUGUGGACUUCACUGAACGUAUCUUCUCGCCUGGAGGCGGCUGAAACUGGUCUCGCCAAGCUGAGCUCGUUGGUGCAAGAUCUCAUUGCAGAUACGAGUGCUUUACAGGAUGCAGUGCAACGCCGACCUUCCGUAGCACCAUCUGCUGUAGCACCACGUGCACCGCCACCUGCCGCAUCUGCACCUGACAUCGCACCUCCGGCACCAGUUCCGCCGGUUGCAUCUGGACCACCCCCGGCACCAGUGGCACCGGCUGCAUCUGGACCACCCCUGGCACCAGUGGCGCCGGGUGCAUCAGAACCACCCCCGGCACCGGUGGCGCCAGUAACAAUUGGACCACCCCCAACACCAUUGGCACAGGGUGCACCUGGAUCACCAGCAACCAGGGAAGAAUUGGCAGCCGUAACUGCUACUUUGGACCGUAUACGUGGCGACCUGGACAAUUUGACCAACUCUUUCUAUACCGCUUUAUCGGACUUACAAGCUGGAUUAGAUUCUAUACCACCACCCCCACCGCCGCUGCUGUCUCCAUCAACUCCUGGGGCUCCGGCUCCACUACCACCGCCACCACCAGCAGAACGCCGAAUAUCUGAAUACCCACGUCAAUCCUUCUCAGCAAUGACGGCUGGUCUCAUGGAGAGGAUCAUUGAUCUAGAAAAACGUCUCAAAGAAUGCUGUGACAGUAUUGGCAAAAAUGAUGGUGUUAUUCAAGAUCAGAUCACCUCCUUUCAAGAUCAAUUGGAGUACUUAAUGAAACAAGUUAAUGCUUUAACGCAGGAAUUUUCAUUCGGAAAGUUAUCUCCCGACCUCAUAAAAGAUUUGCAGGGAUUGAUGACACUUUUCCAAACUGUGCAAGAAAUGCAAGAACAGCUAAAACAAGUGCACGAAACAGCGCUUCAGCUGGCAGCUGAAAAAGAAGAUCGACAAUAUCAUAUGAACGCACUGCUGGAACAAAUAGAGCUAUUAAAGACAAUAAAACUAGACCGCGAAGACAUGGUCGAAGCUAUGGCUGAAAAGGCUGACCUUCGUCUGCUUGCGCGUAAGGUUUCCCAUGAUCAAUUCGAGCUGGCCUGUGAUGACUUGUCACGAGGACUGGAGCAUGCUAUUGGAAAACUCAAUGUCCAAGAGGCUUUGUGGCAACAAGCUCUGGACGAUAUUCAAAGAGAGAUCGAAAUGAAGCUGGAUAAGAUGGAGCUGUCCCCGGUGAAAGAUUUCUUCAACACCAAACUGAAGCAACUGCAGGAUAACCUUAAACAAAUGGCGGCGAUGCGACGAGAAGUGGAGGCAGCAGGCACUAAACGUCGGCUACUAAGGGACGUGAACUGCAUAUCCUGCGAUGCGAAUGCGGUGAUGGCAAUGGAUGCGCCGACGACGGCGCCGGCCGCCAGAGCGUUGCCGGGCAAUUUUUCCAUGAAGCCAUACCUUAGCUACGAACUUGAUACGAUACGCAAGGCGCAAGCGGCGAACGUGCCCCAACGGAAUAUGCAUGACUGGGAGAACAUCGAUAAACAAAUGGCCCAACAGAAACCGCAGAGGACCAGGUCCGACACGGGUAAACACAUUUGCAACCGCUACUGUGGCGGUUCGCACACGGUGACCACGCCGGCGCAGCGCGUGGCUCGUCUCGGCCACUUCAUCAAGCAGUGGGGGCCGGACGUGGUACCACUAUCCUCUGGACUCGCGGCUGGUGACGAUGGCAGGCUGUAUAAAGUGAGCACCGUGGAGGGAGCUAACGUUGGUCCAGGUGGGGCAGUGGACACCUGUACUCCAAAAAUAACUAAAAAAAGCCAAUUGAUUGCCAAGCCACCGGAAAAACCCAUAUUAACGGGAGCGGAGUGUCGAUGUCUAGAUGGUGUCCAGAAGUAAUGAACCAUGUGACUUUACAUCUUUAUCACUUGGAUAUCUUAGGGCCUGUUUCACAACCGCGAGGUAUGUAACGCAUUUUGACAUUUUUUCAAUACAAAUACUGUCAUAACGUCAAAUUCAUUCGUUGGAUAAAAUUUAUAUGGAGGUUGUGUAAACAGGCCCUUAAUGUUUAUUGUAAAAUCAUGGAAAUAAAAUAUCAAAGCUCUGUGUAAUUCAAUUUUAUUGGUAAAUCAAUUACCAUAGUAACCUUAAAUUAUACCUAUUUCUAAACGCAGACAAUAACAAAAAAGGUGAAUUUUCGAUAGUACAUAAAUAUCAAAGCUAAAUUAAAUUGAGAGGUCUAAGAGGUAUUGCCAUAUUUUUCACAAUGUUGCCUGUUGUAAAGGAUAGCAAUACUUAGUAAAGCGACCUGAAGAGAUUUAUGUACAACCGAAUAGACACUGAUGCCUCCCACUAGAUAUCCACAAGUACACUAUCAAAGGAAAAUACCUUGUAACUCUAAAGUACUUACAUCUACUAUUAUAGUGUAAUUAUAUCCGUUACACGAAAUUAAAAAAUAUUUACAAAUCGAUAAAUUAUAAUAAUGAUCACAAAGUUUGUUAUCUAGGGCUCAAGGCGUAUUUGCGUAGAGAAGCUCAAUCGAUGCAUGUUCAAAAA
Maniola jurtina (meadow brown) is the source of this 3248-nucleotide messenger RNA. RefSeq lists its product as uncharacterized. NCBI's taxonomy places the organism in Eukaryota, Metazoa, Arthropoda, Insecta, Lepidoptera, Nymphalidae. The transcript is spliced from 22 exons. Bases 156 to 2591 code for a protein of 811 amino acids. The record is from RefSeq and is a predicted model, not a curated record.